CCUGACUGUCGCUACUGUGGAAAAAGAAGCGAAGCCCCUCCGACAUCUGGCCAUCUGGCACACAACCGAUACUGACAAAUUAUGACUCAAUUAACCCCCGAAGAGAAGCACCAUUUGAUAACGAGAAACCUUGCCGAAUGGCUGGGUGAUGACAAAUUGAAGUCCAUUCUGAAGGAGAGAGAUCUGAAGCUCUACUGGGGCACAGCGACCACGGGGAAGCCCCACAUUGGAUACUUCACGCCAAUCUCCAAGAUCGCGGAUUUCCUCAAGGCCGGGGUUGAGGUGACCAUUCUCUUCGCCGACCUUCACGCCUAUCUCGAUAACAUGAAGGCACCCUGGGAGCUGCUAGCCAGGAGGACAGAGUACUACGAAGCUGUCAUCAAGUCUAUGUUGAAUUCCAUUGGAGUCCCUCUGGACAAACUGAAGUUCGUGAAGGGAACGGAUUACCAACUCUCCAAAGAAUACACCUUGGAUGUUUAUCGUCUGAGCUCAGUGGUAACUGAGCACGAUGCCAAGAAAGCUGGUGCUGAAGUUGUCAAGCAAGUGGCGAGUCCCCUCCUCUCUGGACUACUCUAUCCAGGACUCCAGGCUCUCGACGAACAGUAUUUGGGGGUUGAUGCCCAAUUCGGUGGCGUCGAUCAACGAAAAAUCUUCACAUUCUCCGAGAAAUAUCUACCCAUAAUGGGGUAUGAGAAGAGAAUCCAUCUGAUGAAUCCCAUGAUCCCUGGACUGGCUGGGGCCAAGAUGUCAUCAUCAGAGGAGGAUUCCAAGAUAGAUCUGCUGGACAGUGUUGGUAAUGUCAAGAAAAAAUUGAAGAAAGCAUUCUGCGAGCCUGGAAACAUCGUUGAUAACGGAAUCCUCGCCUUUUCGAAACACGUGAUUUUUACGCUCAUGAAGAAGGGAGAGAAAUUCCUGGUUCCGAGGGCAGCGGAAUUCGGCGGUGAUGUAGAGUAUGAAACUUAUGAAGACCUAGAGAAUGCCUUCUCAAAAGAAGAAAUUCACCCUGGAGAUUUGAAAGCUGCUGUGGAAGUUUACAUCAACAGACUUCUGGAUCCAAUCAGAAAGGAAUUCGAAGCUGAUUCCAAUUUGAAGAGCCUCAGCAGCAAAGCUUAUCCACCACCCCAAAAAGAAAAGAAGCAAGCGAACAAACCAAAUGCACCAACGAAUCAAAAUACUGAAAUUGAGCCCUCGAGACUCGACAUCAGAGUCGGAAAAAUAGUCGAAGUGUCGAAGCACCCUGAUGCUGACUCUCUGUACGUCGAGAAGAUUGAUCUGGGGGAAGAUAGUGGACCGAGAACUAUCGUCAGUGGUCUUGUGAAUUUUGUGCCCAUCGAGGAGAUGAGGGACAGAAUGGUUGUAGUUCUUGCUAAUUUAAAACCAGCCAAUCUGAGAGGUAUUGCUUCCCAUGGAAUGGUCCUGUGUGCUUCAGUAGAUGGAGAUGAGCGAAAGGUAGAACCCAUUCGUCCCCCGUCAGAUGCAUCACCAGGAGACCGAGUAAUAGUAGAAAAUUACGAGAAUGGAGUUCCAGACGAUGUUUUGAAUCCCAAGAAGAAAGUCUGGGAGAAACUAUCAGUGGAUCUCGUUGUUAAUUCAAAUGGAGAGGCUUCGUGGAAUGGAAACCUCCUUCUCACCCCCUCCAAAGGAAAGCUCACUGCAGACUCUCUCAAGAACGUCCCCAUUAAAUAAAGAACAAUUAAAUAAUAAUAAUGGAGAAUUUUGCAAAUUUUUUCCAAAAACUGAAAAAAAAUUAUGCAGUUUUUAAAACCCUCUUCUGCAUUUUUCAUCAAUUGUUUUGUUAAUUAUUUAUGAAUUCAAUAAAAUUUGCACUCAUAAACUAUUGGAA
Molecule: messenger RNA, 1843 nt
Organism: Diachasma alloeum
Lineage: Eukaryota; Metazoa; Arthropoda; Insecta; Hymenoptera; Braconidae
Gene: TyrRS
Product: tyrosine--tRNA ligase, cytoplasmic
Exons: 7
Coding region: 82-1686 (534 amino acids)
Biological process (GO): tyrosyl-tRNA aminoacylation
Molecular function (GO): ATP binding; tRNA binding; tyrosine-tRNA ligase activity
Source: RefSeq, a predicted model, not a curated record